Messenger RNA from Pestalotiopsis fici W106-1, 1245 nucleotides. RefSeq lists its product as uncharacterized. The transcript is spliced from 4 exons. Lineage: Eukaryota; Fungi; Ascomycota; Sordariomycetes; Amphisphaeriales; Sporocadaceae. The record is from RefSeq and is a predicted model, not a curated record. Bases 1 to 1245 code for a protein of 414 amino acids.
AUGAGCCCUACAUUGCGCCGUUUAUUCAUUUUCCAACGCGAUCACGGUCAUGUGGUUAAAGACGGCAUACGCCUGACAAGUGCCCUGGUAGCUGAUGUCCCCAGCCUCAAUGCACCUGUACCAUACGUGCCCUGGACAGAUGGACAGAAGAAAACACCAUCCGACUUUGUCCAUCCAGGUCUGUGGCACACCCACGACGACCUAGAGACUAUACGCAAUGGGGUCUUGGCCGAAAAGGAUCCGUGGUACUCGACUUAUACCCUCUUUGCCAACGACACUUAUUCUCAGUCUACAUACACCAUGCAGGGGCCAAAGGCCGUCAUUAGUCGCGGCUCCAUCUCCAAUUACACCACUUUUAGUGCAGAUGCCCGGGCUGCCUACCAAAAUGCCAUCAUGUGGUAUAUAACCAAAGACGAGGCGCACUAUAACGUUUCCGCCGGCAUCCUGGACGCAUGGGGUUCCAACUUGACCAAUAUAAUUGGAACUGAUCGGUCCCUUCUCAUUGCCAUUGAAGGUGACAUGUUUGUAAAUGCCGCCGAGAUUAUGCGCUGGGAGGGCGGCUGGGUCGAGGCUGGUGCCAAAUGGCAGGGUGGCAGUGGCUUCAGUAUCCAACUGUAUUGGCUAUUUGCCCGACAGAGCAUCAUUAUCGGACAGGCAAACUAUGGUAUCGCGUCCAUCAAGGCCUUGAUGAAUUUCGCCGUCUAUCUGGAGGAUGUGUCCAUGUACAACUUUGCCCUCUGGUCAUGGCAGAAUGACCCGUGUGCCGGCAUCCAAGCCACCAUUCAGGCGAGCACGGGACAGAGCUCCGAGUCGGGUCGCGAUCAAAGUCAUGCCACGUCCGGCCUGGGAUGGCUGGCAUUGGGGGCCCGAACGUCGGCAAGUCAGGGCCACAACAUGUACGGCUACGCCGACAACCUGCUCAGCCAGGGCGCCGAGUACACGGCCAGGUACAACCUGAACCAAACGGUGCCCUACGAUGAACGGUGGCGUCGCUGCGAGGCCGUCUUGGUCAAUGGGCCGUGGACGGAAAUCUCCACGGCUAACCGUGGAGUCGUGAAUACGACUGGCACAUCCGUCAAGAAACUGCCUCAGGCAUGGGAUCUCUUGUACUAUUCGGCCAAAGCCAACGGGAUUGAUGCACCUUGGACGACCAAGGCAAAGGCAGCAAAUGAUGCAGCAGGCGGGGAGGCCGUCUUUAGCGGCAACGAGUUUCCUGGCUGGGGCGAUCUCUUGUGGGCAGUCUGA